AAAUAAAGAUUAGUGCUCUUAUUUAUGUUAUCAUAAGACUAUGCAGUCGACCAACUCACACUUCUUCGCUAGAAGCGUUCAAAAUUAAAUAUUGAAUCAAUCUGAAUCUAAAAAUCCGAUAAUGAUUCAAGUCUAAAAUUAGUGCACAUAUUUUCAUCAAAAUCAGAAACCUUUUCCCCUCCUUCCUCCUUCAUCCCGGCCCCUCAUUCUCAACUCCCCACACACUCUCUCUCCCAACGGCAAAAACCUCCCUCUUUUCUUCCUGCUAAAAAAACUUAUAACCAUUUUACAAACUCUUUACCUCCCAUAAAUAAGAUCUAAACCCACUCUCUCAGUCCCCAAAUACACCCACAUUUCAAUCUCUUUUUCUCUCUCUUCUAUUCAUGGGGAUUUUAGAUUUAUCCUAAAAUCACACCCAAGAAUUAACAAAUACCCGCCUAAUAAUGAAUGUCAAAUCCUAAAUAAAAAAAUCAUCAUUUUCUGGGUUUUAAUUUGUACUCUCUUCACGAUCAAAACCAUGCGGGUCAAAGAUAUGCAUCCUUUAUGUUGCAUAUCUUUGGAAGAUAAUCCGAGUCCGUGUAUUGGGUCACCCGAACUUGUUCUUUCACGGGCGGGUAGUUUGAACCAAUGUCCAACCCUACCCGGAUCCAAUAAAGGUAAUGUAGGAAGUUUCCGGCGAUCUGACCUCAGUGUUGCCGGAGCUUUAUAUAAAUGGACUAACUAUGGUAAAGGAUGGAGAUCUAGAUGGUUUUUGUUACGUGGAGAUGGGUUACUUUCUUAUUGUAAGAUUUUUUCUUCUAAUAAUCUUAAUUCUCUCUCUUCUUCUUUGGAUGAUGACGUCACUGUCAUCGGAGAUUUGACGUCACCCCGACUAAUUCGUUUGGAUAGUUCUGGUAACAAGAAGGAUUCCAAAAGAAACUCCGUCGUCGUUCAUCUCAAGGUAUCAUCAUUUCGGGAAAGCAGGUCUGAUGAUAGGAGAUUUUACAUAUUUACAGCUACAAAGACCCUUCAUUUGAGGACUAACUCGAAAGAUGAUAGGGAGUUGUGGUUAGACGCUUUAGCAUCAACACGAUGUUUGUUCUCGUUGAGACCGUUGAACGAUAAUCUACGUCUUUCACCUGACAAGAUUACCAUUUCAGCCGAAAGAUUAAAAAGGCGAUUGGCCGAUGAUGGGAUCAAUGAAUCACUAGUACAGGAAUGUGAGCAGAUUAUGCUUUCAGAAUUCUCUGAAAUACAAGGAAAGCUGAAAGUUCUUUGUGAGGAAAGAUCCAAUUUGCUGGAUACUUUAAGGCAGUUAGAGGCAGCAAAUAUUGAUUCUGAAGCUCCAGGCUUAAAUGAUAGUGGAUUUCAACUUUCGAAGAGUCAAUAUUCCAGUUUAGAACGUGCUAAAUAUAGUGAAUAUAGUACGACUGAGUCAUCUGAUGACACUGAGAAACGAGACGUGGAGGAAGCAUCAGAUGAAGAGGAACUUUGCUAUUAUGAUUCCAAGGACUACUUUACUGAAUCUCCGUCUCAUCUUAUUGGCAGUGGUAUGGACACCAAAGGCCAAGGUGGUAGUGUGAAAGACGCUUGGUCUAUGGAUGCCUCAAGUGAAGCUCUAUGUUCUCAUAUUGUAAGGCGUAAAAAGCUUCCGGAACCAGUUGAAAAGGAAAGACCUGUCAGUCUUUGGUCUAUGAUCAAAGACAAUGUAGGAAAAGAUCUUACGAGAGUCUGUCUCCCUGUGUACUUCAAUGAACCUAUAUCUUCGCUUCAGAAAUGCUGUGAAGACUUGGAGUAUUCUUAUCUUUUGGACCGAGCAUAUGAAUAUGGGAAAAUGGGUAACCAUCUCAUGAGAACAGUCUAUGUUGCAGCCUUUGCUGCUUCUGGUUAUGCGUCUACUGAGGGCCGGCUUUGUAAACCAUUUAAUCCUUUGCUCGGGGAAACUUAUGAAGCUGACUUUCCAGAAAAGGGAAUUCGAUUUUUCUCUGAGAAGGUAAGCCAUCACCCUACACUCAUAGCUUGUCAUUGUGAAGGUAGAGGAUGGAGGUUCUGGGCAGAUAGUAACUUGAAGACCAGAUUUUGGGGUCAAACUAUACAGCUUGAUCCAGUAGGAAUAUUGACUCUGGAGUUUGAUGAUGGAGAGAGAUUUCAGUGGAGCAAGGUUACAACUAGCAUCCAUAACCUUAUCAUUGGUAAAAUUUAUUGUGAUCAUCAUGGGACAAUGAACAUAUGUGGUAAUCGUCAGUACUCCUGCAAGCUUAAAUUCAAGGCGCAGAAUUUUCUUGACAGGAAUCCCCGCCAGGUUCAUGGUCUUGUUGAAGAUGGCAAAGGGAACAUUGUUGCAACAGUGUUUGGUCGGUGGGACGAUAGUAUUUAUUAUAUCGAGGGAGAUGUGAAGAACAAGUGGAAAGAUUUGAGUUCAUCAAACGAUGCUUCCUUGAUUUGGAGAAGGAACAAGCCUACCCCUAAUCUUACUCGAUACAAUUUAACUCAGUUUGCCAUUACUCUAAAUGAAUUGACUCCCGGACUCAAGGAGAAACUCCCCCCGACUGAUUCAAGACUUAGACCGGACCAGGGAUAUCUAGAAAAAGGCGAAUACGAUAAAGCAAAUUCUGAGAAGCUACGUUUGGAGAUGAGACAGCGAAUGUCAAGGAAAUUACAAGAAGACGGAUGGAAACCUAGAUGGUUCGAGAGAGACAGUGAGGAUGGAACUUACUGUUAUAAAGGUGGAUAUUGGGAAGCUAGAGAACAGGGAAAUUGGGAUGGAUGUCCAGACAUUUUUGGAGAAAUUAUACAAGGCGCUGACGACUCCACUGAAUACUGAACAUAGUUUAUUCAGGCCGAUUUGAAUUCAUGGAAUAAAAAUGAGGCCGUUCUUGAUCGAAUCUUUGUUGGGUUUAUUUGAAAUCCAGAACUUGUCCAAAUGUGAAGCUGCUGUCAUUGAACUCGCUGUUACCAUUUGAAGCGCACAUUGAUUUUCUUAUAAGUUGGAGGCGUUCGAGUGAAUCGAACACUCAGAGUUUAGGUUCGAUGAUUUCAAGUAAAGCCUGAAGAUGACAGUAAUGUCUACCAAAAACUUUCUGGUGAAGCUGCGGAAAGAUGAAAUACGUAUUCCUUGAUGCUGUAGUUAGAUGAUUAUUUGUAUUUCUAUGACCAAUAAAUGGAGUCGGAAAAUUUUGUGAGGUAUGCUGGAAUCGUAAAGAUGUAUCUUAGGAAAUGUGGACCGUGGUAUAUAUUCUGUACUCUGUAGCUCAUAAUCUCUUAAUCAAAGUGCCAAUUAAUUAAG
Messenger RNA from Amaranthus tricolor (Joseph's coat), 3265 nucleotides. Its product is annotated as oxysterol-binding protein-related protein 2A-like. Gene Ontology annotation, molecular function: sterol binding. The record is from RefSeq and is a predicted model, not a curated record. The transcript is spliced from 11 exons. Bases 518 to 2803 code for a protein of 761 amino acids. Lineage: Eukaryota; Viridiplantae; Streptophyta; Magnoliopsida; Caryophyllales; Amaranthaceae. Gene Ontology annotation, cellular component: intracellular membrane-bounded organelle; cytosol; membrane.